Messenger RNA from Sphenostylis stenocarpa, 1746 nucleotides. NCBI's taxonomy places the organism in Eukaryota, Viridiplantae, Streptophyta, Magnoliopsida, Fabales, Fabaceae. The record is from the annotation of a GenBank genome assembly.
AUGGUGUUCUUCUUGUCUUUGAAGGAGUCCCCAAGUUGGAGAGCAAUGCUUGCUGUUGUGUCUAUUCCUUCUGUUGCUUACUUUUUUCUAGCUGUGUUUUAUCUCCCUGAAUCUCCUCCUUGGCUUGUGAGUAAAGGGAGAAUCACUGAGGCUAAGAAAGUUCUGCAAAGACUUCGCGGCACCGAAGAUGUUUCAGGGGAACUGGCCUUGCUGGCUGAGGGUAUGAGUCCAGCGAGUGAAAGCACCACUGUAGAAGAGUACAUAGUAACCCCUGCCUGUGAUAUCAUGGCCAACAAGGAAGCAGGGAGGGAUUGCAUAAAGCUCUAUGGACCCAACCAAGGAGGAGUUUCAAUGGUUGCCCAACAAGUGAGUGGACAAGCUAGCAUGUCAUCUCGCAGCAUGUUAGGCUUGUCUCGCCAUGGAAGCGUUAUUGCUCAGGCUGAAAAUCUCAAAGACCCUCUAGUCAAUCUCUUUGGGAGCAUCCAUGACAUCAAUCCCCCCGUCCUUGAGCCUGGUGGUUCAAGAGCCAUGCUAAUGGGAGACACAUAUCAGAGCACUGACAAUUUGAAUGCUCCUUUACUUUCAUCACAAGGCAUUGUUGUGGACAGGGACAAGGCUUUAGGAACAGGGACUAAUGAUGGAAACCUAGUACCUAAGAACACUGACAUCGGUGGAGGUUGGAAAUUGGUUUAUAAAUCAGCUGAGAGUGGGAAAAAAGAAGGGGGGCUCCAAAGGGUUUAUCUGCGUGCAGAUCCUAAUGUAGUACCUCAACAAACUUCAUUUUAUGAGGGCCAUGACAUGAAUGCAGAUGGUAGUGAGGCUUUUCAGGCAUCUGCACUUGUCAGCCACUCAGUUCUCUGCCCUAAGAAUAUGAGCACGAAACCAGAAAAUGCUGCCAAACGUACAGGUUUUGCUGGUUUGUUAGAUAUAGGAGUCAGGCGGGCAUUAGUUGUUGGAAUUGGACUACAAGUUCUUCAGCAGGCUGCUGGCAUAAAUGGAUUUCUAUACUAUGCUCCCCAGAUUCUUGACCAGGCAGGUGUUGGGGCUCUUCUGUCAAAUUUCGGAAUUAGUUCAACAUCUGCUUCAUUACUUGUAAAUAUCGUUACAACAUUCGCAAUGCUUCCUUGUAUAACCAUUUCCAUGAGGCUCAUGGAUGUUGCUGGCAGGAGUCAACAAAAAAUGGCGAGCCACAUGAAUACUCCAUCCAAAAGUCAUACCUUCAGUGAUGUUCGGUCGGAAACAUGCGAGGUUGAAGAGAGUUGCUGCAGCCAUAACUUCUCCUUCAUGAUUCCUAAAGAUCACCCCAUACAUGUGCCACGUCCCAUCUUGACAAAGGCAUCAAAAUCACUUUUCUUAGCUAAAAUUUGUGGCAUACUCCGGGACUUGUUUCACAUGAGUUCUACCCUCAAUGCAAUAGUCACUGCAAUGAGUGUGAUGGUAUAUGAAAGCUGCUUCUGCAUGGGGUUGGGAGCAAUUCCCAACAUCUUGUGUUCAGAAAUCUUCCCAACAAGUGUUCGUGGAAUAUGCAUUUCUAUUUGCUCCCUUACGUUCUGGAUCAGCAUCUUGGUAGUGACUUCUUCCUUUCCCCACUUGCUCCAUGUCCUUGGGCUAACCGGGGUAUUUGGAUUAUUCGUAAUUGGGUGCAUCGCUGCAUGGAUAUUUGUCUACUUGAAAGUUCCUGAAACAAAGGGCAUGCCUUUAGAAGUCAUCAUUGAUUUCUUUGCUGUUGGUUCAAAGCCUGAAUGA